This is a messenger RNA of Thunnus maccoyii (southern bluefin tuna), 2258 nucleotides long. Its product is annotated as duodenase-1-like. Gene Ontology annotation, biological process: proteolysis. The transcript has 5 exons. The record is from RefSeq and is a predicted model, not a curated record. NCBI's taxonomy places the organism in Eukaryota, Metazoa, Chordata, Actinopteri, Scombriformes, Scombridae. Gene Ontology annotation, molecular function: serine-type endopeptidase activity. The coding region runs from base 1073 to 1942 and encodes 289 amino acids.
AAUCUGACAGUGAAACUUUCGCUUUUAUUAAUGACAAACAACUGAUAACUUAACAACUUAUAAAGCAAGAAUAAAUAUGUAGAUAUAUUAACCAUUGGGCAAGCCAAGGCAAGUUUGUUUAUGGAGCACAUUUCAUACACAGGGAAAUUCAAAGUGCUUUACAUAAUGCAAAAGAAUACAAAAACAGGAAGGGUGCCUUCAUGAAGGGUGCCUAAUAGAAAGUGGUAGAGUAUUACCCAUGUCAGACUCACCUGGCAUGGCAAUAUCAAUAGAAAUAAUACCACAAGGGUGCAAGAGAGUUCUCUUUAUUGACUUUAUGUACAUACUAUGGCUACUGCAUAGCAGCACUAACAUAGACUCCAUGUUGGCAAAGGUAUUGGUGAUAGAGACAUAUUAGUCGAGCAGGAGAAAUAGGUUCCCAUGUACCUGCAUGGCAUUUUUUUGCAACCUGUUUUUUGGGACCCUAAUGGUGCUUAGUUAAGAAUUUUUCAUGUUGCCAAGGUCAACUAAUGGCCCAUGGGGUUCGUUUGGUGGCCUUCUUGAAUUGAUGUCCACGCAAGCAGCAAAAAAAAGAAAAAAGUUUGACACCAGAAAUCACAUGGAAAGGUCACUGACAUUGUACAACCACUCUUUAUUGGUGAAAAACGGGUUACUUUAUUAUGUCUCUGUUUAGAAAGGCCACAGCAGAGGGCACAAAUGACUUCCUGUACCCAUUUUUCCUGGCUAGUGGGACCUUGAGUCUCCUGCCAGAUGGCAACAGCUGGAAUAAUGAGUGAAGGGGUGGGUGGGGUCAUUGUAGACCUGGGUUGACCUUUUGGUUAUGGACCAGUUGUAUAGGUUCUGAAGCUGCAAUUGUUUAAAUUUCAAUGAUCUCGCUGGCCUGGUUGACUACCUGGGUCAGGGGGAUCCCUGAAACUACAUCUUAUCAGAUAUAGGUCAGUGGCCUAAUGUGUAUAAAUUUGGGGGUCCUUGACACCAAAAAGGUUGACAUGAAAGAGUAGGAAAAAUGCAUUCAUGUGAGACACAGUGUUAAAGUUACGUCUGUGCUUUGUCAGCUUGCAUUUCUCAAAGGAUGUGGUUAGAUAUCAAGAUAGAUGGAAAUCACACAGUCCAGAUCAAAUUCUGCUGUUUAAAAAGGGUGUGUUUGACAGCCUCAAGACAACAAGUUGAGUUUGCUGCAGACACAAUGUAUGUUCUGCGCAAGAUUCUGCUUUUUCAUGUCUUAAUGUGCCUCGGACAAAAUGCACUUGGGAGUGAAAUCAUACAUGGGGAAAAGGCCCCAGAGAACUCCCUGCUGUAUAUGGCCUCGGUACAGAGCUAUGGAAGUCAUAUAUGUGGAGGAGUCCUCAUCAGUGAAGACUUUGUACUCACAGCUGCGCACUGUGACGUGAAUCCUACAAAUGUUGUUCUUGGCACCCACAAUCUCAGAAAGGCUGGCAGGAGAAGGAUAAAAAUUGUGAAGAAAUACAAACAUCCAUCUUAUGAAAAUAUUGCAUAUGGGAAUGACAUCAUGCUCCUCAAACUGUCUAGAGGAGUUCAACUGGGCAAAAGCAUACAACCGAUUCCACUUCCAAGUUCUGAUAUCGACCUUCAGGAAAACCAAAUGUGUCUUGUAGCUGGAUGGGGUUACGUGAGAACUGGUGGUGGCACUGUUGAUGAGCUGAGAGAGGUGAAUGUGUCGAUCAUUAACCCAGAAGUCUGUAGGAAGAGAUGGCCUGUCAAUAUUCCUCACAAUAUUAUCUGUGCAGGUGGAUAUGGUACAGACAAAGGAUUCUGCCAGGGUGAUUCUGGUGGUCCUCUGGUGUGCAAUGGGAUGGCAGUUGGUGUUGUGUCUUUCAAUAGGAACUUCGACUGUGACUACCCAGAUGUACCCAACGUCUUUACAGACAUAUCAAAACACGUUUCCUGGAUCAAUAAGAUUGUCACGGAAAAGAACUGCUAAAUGUAACAAUCAUACAGUCUUACUUUGCUUCAGCAUGCCUUUAUUCUGUUUGAGCGGCGCAGUUGUGUCUGAGUCGCUCUUUCAGUAUUUGCUCUUAAAAAGAAAUGCAAUGAUCUUCCAUAAAGUUUUGCUUCAGCAUGCCUUUAUUCUGUUUGAGCGGCGCAGUUGUGUCUGAGUCGCUCUUUCAGUAUUUGCUCUUAAAAAGAAAUGCAAUGAUCAUAAAGUUUUGCCUCAGCAUGCUUCUAUUGUAAUAUGGAGGUGUUGUUGUUCACUAUUUGCUCUUCAACCAAAAUUCAAAAUAAAAACUCAUUUCAAA